Molecule: messenger RNA, 11128 nt
Organism: Scaptodrosophila lebanonensis
Lineage: Eukaryota; Metazoa; Arthropoda; Insecta; Diptera; Drosophilidae
Gene: upSET
Exons: 8
Coding region: 997-10545 (3182 amino acids)
Molecular function (GO): protein binding
Source: RefSeq, a predicted model, not a curated record
GUGCACUGUAGCUCGCUCAUUAAUAUUGAAAAUAAUUGUAAAAGCGGGAUUUUAAUACAGUUUUCUAGUGCGGCCCGCGCUUCAAUAUGAAACCAAGCAGUAAACGUUAAAACGCCGCCGCGUCAAAUUAAAGAAACAAACUUUAAACCGGAAGAGUAGCGGUUGUUUUAUUAAUAUACAAAAUGUGCAUAAAACAAGUGAAGUUGUGAGAACUGUGUUAACAAUUUAAAGCCAAAAUAAAUAUAUUAGGAAGUACAGCGUCCAAGGCGCCAAACCCAGAACCAGUGUUCCAUCAUUUUCUUAAUGUGCUGAAAAAUGACACGAAUUCAAAAAAAUAAAUAAAUGCAAAUGCAACAUACAACGAAUGACCGUAUAUUAACUAAAAAUUAACAAUCGUUGUGAACGAGCAAAAGACGUAUAGCAAGAAAAUUACCCACAUCGACACCAACAACAACAACGAGAGUAAAGGAAGUCCGUACGUUGACAAGGAAGCGCGUAGAGGCUGGAGCGACACAGACAACAACCGCAAAAAGCCAGCACACUCAAAUUAUCUCUUUUAGAAACACAGUUAUGUUUGUAAUGGCUGACAAUGUAAUGUGGCACAGUGUUGAAAACCGUAUUUGUAAUUUGAAUGCGCGCCAUAUGAAUUUAUUAGCAACCAAGGCCAACAAAGCUGGCGAAGUAAACGACGAAAGCAUUUCUGGUUAUGCAUUAGGCCCCCAAGGGUUUGGGGGCACGACGCCGCAACAGCAGCGGCAGCAACAUGACAAAAGUGAAGUAGUGUUGUGAAAUGGGAAAAUCAUAUAAUUCAGUAGCAGCAGCGACAACGACGUCAGAAACUACAACCAGAUUAAGAAAACUUGGCACCAGUUAAAAGCCUUUACGUACUUGUAACUCUAUAUAUACAAUUUACAAUUAGUUUGUGAACAAUAAAAUACAACGUGAAUAAUAUAACAGCAAUAAUAAAAUAGCGCGAAGUCGUCACCUUGCAGCGUCAUGCCCAUGUCUACGCAUGAGACCGUGUUCGUUGAGCCGGUCGUUAGCAGCAGCGGCGGCUCCGGAAACAACAACAGCAGUCGCAUCAUUAAUGCGCCACCGCCUCCUCACAUUGUCAUCGAUGGCAGCACGUUGGGCACGCAGGCGCACAUGCAGCGUUACAUGCAGAGGCGCAUGUCCAUAAGCACACGUCAAAUACUCAGUGCCAGUCACCAGCAGCAGAUCAGCGGCACCGCAGCUGCAGCAGCAGCAGCCUCACAAAAGUACGCCGUGCGUACGACACAGCAACAGCAGGCGCCGGCGUCCAGCAGCCAUGAGCAACAGCAGCUGCUCAACCCACAGAUCUACAAGAUUGUCACCACCGAUGGCAAUACGAGCAACGUUAUUAUCGAUACGUCGUCUGCAACACCGCCGCAAAAUUCCAAACUGUUGUUCAGUAAUCUCACUGUGUUGUCCAAACAGGCGCCGUCCUCGCCCCAGCAGGCGGCGCAGCAGCAGCUCAACUAUUUGAGUGCUAAGAACUUGCCCUAUGUGACGGCCACAGCAACACCAUCAAAGCAACAACAGCAGCAAAAGUUUGUCGGCACUAAUAAUGUUGCAACCUAUAAAGCAACGACGGCCAAGCAAUUUACAGCAGCCGGCUACGUGCAACAGUCAACGACGACUCCGACGACAUCUACGACGCCGUUACUACAGAAAGUGACUUUAGGCUCACGGGUGGUCACGCGUCUUCAAUCGUAUGUUCCGCCUACGCAGCAGCAACAACAACCACAACAGCAGCAAUCGUCUCAAAUAAUUGUGCAGCCAACGACGCAGAAAUAUGUGACCACAAGUCGAGCGCCUCCAACGAAUACUGGGCUGCUCAAGAAGGCCAAUCAGAAAAUAACAGUCAAAAGUGUUGGGAACAUGUUGCAGCAGCAACAGUUGCAGACGCAGCAGUUGCAGUCGCAACAGCUCAAGACGUUUAUUUCACAGCAGCAGCAGCAGCAACAUGGGUCAGCAACAACAACGACGACGCCGUAUAAAGCAGCACACACAGUUGGCAUAAAAUCCAAAUUUGUUAAGCAAUACAACAGUAACAGCAGCAACAACAAUAGUGGUGUCAGCUCCGGUGCUUUAUCCAUAUCUGCGCUAACACCACAGCAGCAACAGCAAGCGGGCAUCGUCUAUGGCAAGCAGCAACACCAACAAACAUCCACUUUGACAGCCACCAAGGUGACCAAAUUGGGUAACAAAUACGUGUUGCACCAACAACAGCAGCCUUUGCAACAACUGGCUGCCAAUUUGCCACAGGGUACGCAGCUGCAACAUAAGCUAACAGUAACGUCUCAGGCGCAACAUGUUGCAAAUAGCGGCGGAAACUACUUGCAGACUACUAGUGCUAAUGGAGGUGUUGCUGGUAGUGGUGGAAGUACCAUCAAGUUUGUAAACUCACAUGGUACUGUCAUCCAACAACAUCAGCCCACGACCACACAAAAGCGCACACACUACAAUAGCAGCGGUAGCUGCAGCAGCGAUAGUGACAAUCUGCAACAGCAACAGUCCUCGCUCAUCACCGAUGACGUUAUGAUUGUGAAUGGCACACAAAUGACAGAUGAGCUUUCGGCACGCAUAUUGCAAAGCAUGGCUCAGAAAUCGUUUAGCCAACGAUACCAGCAGCAGCAACAACAUCACACAAAUAUGCCGCCACCCGCACCGCAAACGACACCCACACAAAUUGUGUAUAGCACCAGUGGUGCGACAACCACCAGCACUUCGCUGCCAACAAAUGUCCUGCUUGCCCAUUACCAAACUCAGCAGCAGGCGGGAGCAACCUUGUCGCCCAACACAUCGCCUUCCUCAUCGUCAUUUCUGACGGUGGCUCAGUCUACAGCCGGCGUACAAGUUCCUGUAGUCAGCACACCGUCGGUGAGCAUCUCAUCGCAUGGCUUCGCCAGUGGAAGUGCUGCUAUUUCCUCGUAUAUUUCGGCCACAGCGGCCCGGAGGCAGUCGGUUAGUGCACCCACUAGUCGGGCGACAUCAAUGGAGCGCAAGUUACAGCAUGAGCUGACAACUGUCUCACGUAAACAACCCGUUGUCGAGUAUUUCAAACACAGCAACAGCAAUAAUCUCUCGCAUACCGGCAGCUUGAGCAAUGUGAGCGGCAUACGUAGCACGUCUCACUUGAUGCCACUUAGCGUGUCGUUGGCGACGCCACAAUUGGAACAACAGGCUUUGGUGCAAAUAAAAGCAAAUCUGUCCGCUCAACAGCAACAACACCAACAGCAACAACAGCAACAGCCAACGGCGCAACAAUUGAGUGCAAAUGAUGAAGAGUUAUAUAUUGAGGAAGUGCGACCAGUGCCCGUGAAAACGCAGGACAUGCGGGUUCAGCAAUUGCACGCCAUUAUGCAGGAUCAUACAUAUUGCUCCCAACAGAUGCAGCAGCAGUCGGCAAACUCUGCUCAGCAGCAGCAACAACAACAAUGGUCAUUGGGAGGCAUCGGAGUAGCAGUUGCAGGCGCCACAACGCCUACGACGCCAGGAUACAACGCUGGCUACUAUGGGCAACAAAUACCACGCCACGCUCAGGAUGAUGAUGCUCAUUCGGCCAUUAGCACUAGCUCGCGUUUGGCUAGCGGCGAAAUAGAUCCCGGCGAGGAAACGGAAACUGCGCCGGAAGCAGAGGCAGAGGAUGAUUCAGUGACCCGUUGCAUAUGUGAUUUGACGCAUGAUGAUGGGUAUAUGAUUUGCUGCGACAAGUGCUCUGCUUGGCAACAUGUGGACUGUAUGGGUAUCGAUCGCCAAAAUAUACCGGAAGAGUAUUUAUGUGAGUUAUGUCAGCCAAGGGCUGUGGAUAAGGCUAGAGCACGUGCACUGCAACGACAAAAGCGCAAGGAACAAAUGCUUCUGGUGGCUACCCAUGCGGCCAAUGGAGUUGCCGCCGCAGCGGGCACUGCAGGCAGCGCCGUUGCCCCGGGUGGUGCAAGUGGCGGUAAUGUAGUUAUUAGCCAGGAACUGUUGCAACAGCAGCAGCGCUUGGCCGCUUUAAAUGGCGGCUAUGCCUCCGGCAUGCCAGCUACGAUGGGCAGCAAGAAGAACAGCAAGGUGCACAAGAAAACCAAAGAAACGGGCGCAGCAACGGCAGGUGGAGCUGCUGGUGGCAGCAAGAAGUCCAAGAAAAGCGGUGGUGACAAGACCACAACACCAGGCUCGAGCAGCACUUCUGCCACCAAGUCAGGCAAGAAGACUACUAAGCGUAAGAGCAAAUCAAGCGGUGAGAAUGGGGGAAGUCCUGCUCUAACGGCAGCUGAGAAGCAUGCAGCAAACUUGCGUCAAUGGAUUGAGAACUACGAGUACGCGGUAACAAAUCACUAUUCGCCAGAGCUGCGAGCCCGCCUGCAUGCCAUACAAAAGCAGCCCAGUCUGCUGCAGAGCAUCCAGAAUACGGAGAAUAAGGCAUUGCGCAAUUGCAGCAGCAACGGAGAACUGGAGCGCCGGGCUCAGCUCAUUCCCUAUGCGGGUGCCAAGGUGCUUAUCUCGAGCGUGGAUCUAGCCCCGCACUCGCCUAUCCAUGAGUUGCGUGGCAAGUAUAUGCUGACCACACAAUUCCGCACUCAGAAUCCCACGGUGAAUAUGAAUACUCCGCCGCCUAGCAAUUAUCUGAACAGCUUCAAGGCCCACAAGAUACCCGGACAGUUUAUAUUCUUUUAUCAGCUGCCGGGCGUGGAGGCACCCAUGCAAACGCUGCGGGCUGAUGGCAGCACCCCGUCGGCACCAAUGCAAACCCCCGCCUAUUUGAAGGGACCGGAGGUGUGCGUCGAUACGCGGACUUACGGCAAUGAUGCACGCUUCGUGCGUCGCUCGUGUCGCCCCAACGCCGAGCUCCAGCACUACUUCGAGAAGGGUACGUUGCACCUAUAUAUUGUGGCCUUGACGCACAUACGCGCCCAAACGGAGAUUACAGUGCGACACGAGCCACAUGAUUUGGCAGCCGUUGAACAUAAGAAAACGCUGGCCACAGUGGUUCAACCGACCAGCACGCGUUGUGCCUGUGAUUUGGGCAGUGAUUGCCUCUUCGCCUUGCCCCUCGCCAUACAGCAACAGUUACAAGCACCACCCGCUCAGCCCCGCAGCAGCCAUCGGAAUAAGGCCGCCGCCAAUCUGGCAGCAGCGAAUAGUGCUGCAGCCAUACAACUAACCAUGGGGUUGCAGCAACCAUCCUCAAUGCAGGUGUCGGCUCGUAAUCGUUCUACUUCCUCUAGUGGGGAGAGUAGCAAUAUGGGUCUCAACAGUCCGCAGCUGUCGCAAUUGAACUUGGGGUUCAAGCCGGCCACCGUCAACGUAAAUACCAAUGCUGGUAUCGUGGUUCCUGCUGCUAGCACAUUGCCCAGCAACAAUGGUAACAACAACAUGUUGCCUGUGUUGUGCAAUAACAAUAGUUUGAGCAAUACCUCUUCAUCGUUGUCCAGUGUGCUGCACGACUCUGGCAUCUGCACCUCAUCCUCAUCACCAUCGGUGUCCAUACCUUCUCCCACGCCCCAAUUGCAAUCGCCUACACUCCAAACGUCGCUCUUGCAACGCAGUCCAACCCAGCAGCAGCAGAAUACUGAGCAGCAACAACAGAUCUUGGCAGCAUUGCCUACACCUAUGUUGUUGUCACCACAUCAGCAGACAGUAAUGUUGCAACAGCAGCAACAGCAACAGCCUUUAGCGGUAAUUGCUGCCGCAGCAGCUGCCCAGCGUCCUAUGGCCAUGUCGCCACAGCAACAACAGACCUACUACCUACAACAACAGCAGCUUGCGGAUGAGGCGCGUAUGGCAGUUAGCGCUUUGCAGACUCUACAUGCCGCGCCACAUAUUGUGACGCCCAUUAAGAUGCCAACACAGCAACAAGUGCAGCAGCAACAACAACAAGAGCAGCAACAACAACAAGUACAGCAGAAACAACAACUACAGAAUCAACAACAAGCACAGCAGCAACAACAAGCACAGCAGCAGCAACAAGUACAACCACAACAGGCACAGACGCAACAAGUACAGCAACAACAAACACAAAUGCAGCAACAGCCGCCACAAGCUCAGCAGCAACCACAACCAACAAAGCCAUCUGAGCAGUCACAGCAGUCUCAGGCAAUUUAUCAAGGAACAGCGAAACCUAAUGCGCCGCCGGCGCCUUUGCCAAUUCCGGCAACCACGGCUGUAACGCCCAUUAAAACACCGCAGAAGGCGCCACAGAACAACAACAAUAGCAACAGCAGUAAUAAUAACUCCAUUAAUAAUGUUGCACACAAUGCGAACUCGUCACGUAAAACGCCAGCUAAACAGUCGGCUAAUGCGCGCAGAAAUAGUGAGGAUGGCAAGGAUGAUGAGGAAACUGUAUCCACUCCAAAUGCAAGCAAAACAUCUGCUAAGGAUAAGCCAAAACAGUCGCGAGAGGAUCGCAAACUGGAAGCCAUACUGCGUGCCAUCGAGAAAAUGGAGAAACAAGAGGCACGUGGCAAGAAGGAAAACAGCAGACAGACAAAGCGUCAGAAUAGCAACUCGCCGGCAUCGCCCAGUAAACGAGCUUCGAACUCGGUCAGUGAAGACACCGAACAUCCCAAUUUGAGUAUCGUAGGCACACCAACCACAUCUAAUACAACGGCGACUGCAGCGGCCAAUGCGCGUCGGAAUAAGAAGAAACGCAAGGCUAGUCGCUCGUACAACAAUACUGGUAGUGGAGGUAUCACAGCCGCUCAACGCAAGCGACGCAAGAGCAUGUUGCUCAGCUCAUCUGCUGAAGUGGCAGCCGCUGAAUCGGACGGUGAAUCACACACCCUAACCACCUCAGAGUCAGAGGCUACAUCCAUGCAGUCACCACCGCAAACACAGCAAUCACGUUUGCCAUCGUCCAUGACCUCUUCAAGUCUGAGUCACCAGCAUACAGAUCAGGCGGCUGGUCUAUUGCUAGCGUUGGCUCAAAAUUCCGAGCAAUCAGAUAAAUAUCAGAUGGCUUUUAAGUCACCACAACCUCAGGUCACGCCUCCCACAUCGGUCAGUUCGGCCUGUAUGCUCAUCGAGGCGGCUAUGGGACCACUGGAGCAACAUCCCUCACCGCAAUCCGGCGAGUUCAAGUACCCUAGUGUAGGUGGUUCUGCAACAGGUGGUGCUGCUGGUGCCAAGACUAAGAAGAUGCUCAUGUCCAAUUGGUUUCAGUCAGAGAACGCCUCCACGGAUCAGUCGCACAGCUCCGGUCUAGACAGUCUUGUGCAGGCGGCAAUGAGCGAAAUUAAUGUUGCUCAGCAGCAGCGUGCGGCACAAGCUGCAAUGGCUCCCGAGCUUAGUUUUGCGGCACUUAAAGUGGAGCAUUUCAUACAUCAGGCCGAGGCAACGUCCGCACCACGAGAGCAACUACAGUUGCCGCUUCAAAACAAUUCAUCAGUAAAGAAACGUUGGCUACGACAGGCCAUCAGUGAGGAAACAACGGACGAUGGUGGACAGGCACAAACGCCGCCAUCGUCUCAUUGUGGCACCCCAUUAACACCAACCGCUUCACCACAGGGCACACAACUGCCGCAACAACAACAAUUGCCCAAUGGUUUUAGCACACCAUUGAAAAAGCGUCGUCUUGUGGUAGUCAGCAACGGCAGCAACAACGAGGAUGAUGCGAAUGCCCUUGUCGAGGAUGCACACAUCGAUGUGAUAGGCGGUGCAGAUGAAGAUGUCAAACCAAAGCUGGAGCAGGCGCACAAAGUGGAUGCAGUAAGGCAAUUGGAGCAGCACCCACACCUGAUGGAUCAGGACGAUGACGUGGACAUAUUGCGCUCACCCAGUCCAGGCACCCAUCAAAUUGUGGCCGAGGAUAAUCUGGUGAAGAUUGAACCCGAAGAUACGAGCGCAGCGGCGGAUGAUGUCAAGAUCGAUGUGGAGCGCGAGGAGAGUCAGGCCUGUGAUAAGUUUGAGGAAAUGCUCAAAGUAAAACAGGAGGCAGACUUGGCAGAAGAAACGGCCAAAAUGGACCCAAAAAUAGAAGAGAAACCACAGGUCAGUAGCUUGGACAGCGAGCUUGUGGUCGAGCCCGCUAAAUUGGAACCACAGCAGGCGCAGAAGCAGCCGACCGAGCCCAAGCCAGGUGAGUCCUUGUUGCGCAAUGCGGCGCAUAAGGCAGUGGCCUUGGUCACUCCCACAACCAUACCGGUUCCGCAACAGCCGGUUGAGGAAUCAGUGAAGCCAGCGCUUAAAUCGCGUGUGACGCCAGUCAAAGCUGAAUCGACAGACACUAAUGAUGAGCCGCUCAAGAAGAAGCCAAAGCUGGAGGUAACAACACAUCCAACAGCCGCUACCCCACUUGUUGUAACUGCCUCCACAGCUACAACUACCACAGAAGCUAUUCCAGUAGUUGCUGCAAACAACAGUAGCAGCAGCAGUAAAAACCUUACCGAACAUGAUCUGCAGGAACGCCUACACUCCUUCCAUGCUGCCAACAUAUCGUAUUUGCAGUCGCGCAAUAAAAAGGCAUCGUCUAAGAGCGGCGGCAGUAGCCAGAGUCAUAGUGAUGGUGGCGAUCCACUGCCGAAUAGUGGCAGUCCGACAAAAGUGAAGAAGGAGACCAAAGAAAAGGAACGUGAACGCGACAAACAGAUGAAGAAAUCGAAAAAGGAUAAGAAAAAGUCUAAGGAUAAGGAUAAGAAGAAAGCGGCAGGCAGUGAAAACAUUUCGACCUCCUCGUCCAAGAAGAAAAAGGAGAGCAAAAAUGUUGUCUCUGGACCUGUACCAGGUGCCGCCACAGCAAUAACAGCUGCCCCAGCACCAGCUAUCGUGAACAAAACAGCCAAUGGGAAGACAAAGAAUAGUGAAAACAACGGCAACAGUAAUAACACAAACAUCAUUGAGCACAACAAUACGCUUCGACGUCGCACCAUGUCCAUGUGCGUGCCACUAACAUCAGCAGUUGCUCCCGUUGCCACACCAUCGGUUACACCGCCUACAACUCCAGCAAUCAAAAAGCGGCAGACGAAUUUCGAACAGGAGCUGACCAAACCGAACAGUCAAAUACUUAUCAACAGUCUAUUGAACAACAGCGCCAAAUCCUUGCAGCUGCAACAGACGCUACUGCCACCCACACAAGCACAGCAACAACAUCGCAAGGAGAAUCAUCGCUUGGAGGAUCACAGCACAACCAGUUUGGCGGCCGCCAUUGCCAGUGGCAAGCUUACGGCCAUAACGCGACGUCGCGAAUCAAUGUGUGGCAGUCGGCAGCAGGCAGUUAUUGCGGCGGCUAUUAAAAAGGAAAAGAAGGAGAAGAAGAAGAGCAAGAAGAAGGAGCGUGAGAAGCAGAAGGAAAGCAAGCAGCAGGAGGGCAGCAGCAAGCACAUCAAGCCUACAGUAGCACCAGUGGCGCCAGUAGUGGCUCUAGUUAAUAACACCAAUAACAUUACCGCCGCUUACAAUCAAAAGCCUGUGGCUGUCAACCCAAUAAUAGCGCCCACAACACCAGGUACCAUUAUGCCCCCCACUCACUACAACAAUGUGGCAGCUAAAAUGCAGCCACCCAACAGCUAUAACAAUAGCUUUGGUCAACAGAUGACGCCUCCACCACCCAAAGUAUUGCCCGUGACGGCCGCACCUAUACCCGUGCUGAUCACUCAACCACAAUCCCAGGUGGUAGCACCGAAGAUGUCCCUACCCUACUACAAUACCAUUUAUGGCAAGCUGCAGGAGCGUGGAGGAGUCCCGGUAGCAGCCGAGUCACAGAUCGCGCCUCCAUUGGGCGUAACCAAAAUGUCAAGCAUUCCCAGUCUGGCCGAGUAUUUGGAGGCGACCAAAUCGCGUGGGGGUCUAGCUACGAUGGUUGCCAAUGCAGCCACACCGACAACACCCACCUUGGGCACUCCCUACAAGCGUGAUUUGCCGACCACACCCACCGCCCUGGACAUGCCACCGCCUACGACCACACCCCUCAAAAUAUACACACGCACAGCCAGUCACGAUCCGCGCUUGAAUCCCAUGCUGACUGUGCCUGAGCCUACGCCCAUGCCAAAGCGUAAGCUGUCCAUUAGUGAGUACCGAAUGCGGCAUCGUCCAUCGGUCGAUACAGCACCCUCGCCCAGCACACCGACGACACCCAUGAAGCCGCCAGCUUCUUUGUCCUCGCCAGGUGAUCGUUUUACCAAGCCUCAAAUUCAGACCAUUAACAAAUGCUCGCUGCAGUCACCGGAACGCUUUCAGGCAGCCAUGCGAGAGCGUCGCAAUUCCAUAAGCGUGCACAACAACAACCAUCAUCCGAUGACAGCGUCGGGAGCUGGAGCACCAGCUACUUCCAUUAAAACAGAUCCCCUUAAUGCGGCCGCCACUCUCAGCACCGUAAACAACAUUCUAAGCACAGCUCACAAGCUGCACAUGUUCGAUGACAAACCAAAGGGUGGCCACUUCAAUGCUGCGCCCACGCUGCUCGAGCAGCAGCAAGAAAAAAUGAGUGAGCGUUCGCGUUGCCUCCAGCGCACAAUUUCCUGUGAUUCUCGCGUCAUCGCCGGUACCGUUGUGGAGAAAACACCAAAUGCGUCAGUGGCAAGACGAGAUGGCGUUUAAACCUAUGUAGCAGCGUGAAUUGAUCAAAACAAUCAAAUAACUCUGAGCAGAAGUCAGAAAUCCAAUGUACCCAGUUAUAACGAAUACACUCAAAAUCAGAAAAAUAACAGCAAUAACUUCCAAAUGCAAUCAACCACUAACAACAUCAACAACAACUAGAAAUUGUGAAGCUCUGCUAUUGGAACAAACUAGCUAAUAUUCUCGCUUUCCUUAUUUAUCAGCAGCAACAGCAACAAAACUCCUUAUUAUUGUUUGUGUUUUAAACGCUUAAACUAAUAUGCCUAUAAACGCCAAUGUAGAUACAUAUUGUAUGUAAUCGCAGUUUGAUUGCAAAACACUUUAAUAACAAUCAGUAAUGUACAUUUUAAAUAACAAAAAAAAAAGCAGAAAAACAAAAGAAAAAUACCAGAAUUUUGCUUAGCAAGAAAACGUUCUACUACUUAGUUAAUUAUUAGUCGCGUUUUACAUAACAACAACAACAUAAAUCUAUUAUAUAUAAGUACACAAUGCUAUAUAUAUUUAGAGACCCUACAUAUAUGUAUGUAUGCCUAAAUCUAUUUGAUCGAUGCAAAAUUGAAUUUAA